CUUGCUCAUUUCAGAUUUAAACCCCAGCGAAUUUGUGGAGUUGAGAGAGAGAGAGAGAAAAGUCGAGUCGUCAAUGGCGUCUGCUCUUUGUAGAACCGCAAGCCGUCUUCGCCCCGUUCAGAUUUUUCGUCGAAUUCGCGCCUCGAGCGAUCUACUGUCUUCGUCUUCUCCGCCUCCGGCGUGCAUCUCCGAUCAUGGAGAUUUCUCUCUUCCUCGAUCGGUUCGGCAUUUUCUUUCUCGUUUUCCAAAUCUGCUAGGUUUCAUUCUUAUAACGUCGAUGUUUUUUUUUUUUCAGUUUUUCUCACUUAGCGGUGGAAUCGAACGGUUGGAGAUGGAUGGGAGAUGUUUGAUGAGCACGUCUGCUUCUGGUACAACCUCUAAGCCUAGCUCUGGUGAUACGGAGACGAAAUCUUCCGGCGAAAACGAGAAAUCUGGAGGAUCGGAGGGUUCAGAUGGCGGUGGUUCCGAUCAGAAAAGCGACCGUGCAUCUGGGAAACACGCUCGUGGAGCGCCGGUUUCGUGGAUGAGCUUCUUCUUGCUGUUUGCUACUGGAGCUGGAUUGGUCUACUAUUAUGACCGGGAAAAGAAACGUCAUAUAGAAGAUAUAAAUACCAAUUCUAAAGCCGUCAAGGAGGGACCAUCAGCUGGAAAGGCAGCUAUAGGAGGACCAUUCAGCCUUAUAAGAGAUGAUGGGAAGCGUAUUACGGAGAAAGACUUGAUGGGGAAAUGGACCAUCUUAUACUUUGGGUUCACUCAUUGUCCUGAUAUCUGUCCUGACGAGCUUAUUAAGCUAGCUGCUGCCAUUGACAAAAUAAAGGAGAAGUCUGGAGUAGAUGUGGUGCCGGUGUUUAUCUCUGUGGAUCCUGAAAGAGACACAGUUCAACAAGUACAUGAAUAUGUCAAAGAGUUUCAUCCGAAAUUGAUCGGGUUAACCGGGACCCCUGAAGAAAUUAAAUCGGUGGCACGUUCGUACCGGGUUUACUACAUGAAGACGGAAGAGGAAGAUUCAGACUAUCUCGUUGAUCACUCCAUUGUAAUGUACUUGAUGAGUCCGGAGAUGAAUUUUGUGAAAUUCUACGGGAAGAAUCAUGACGUUGACUCGUUGACCGACGGUGUUGUAAAAGAGCUUCGACAGUACCGAAAGUGAAGAGCUUCGAAGAACAUUUGAAAGGAAAAAAAAAGUGAUAAAAAAUUACAUAAUUCACCAUUUUGGAUUCUUAGUCAUCAUUAAUAAGAGUUUCUCAGUACACGCGAGCUUGUGUUUCCUUGAAAAGAAAAUUCAGUUUUUGUUUCCUGCACGCACAAUAUAGGAGUAAGCCAUCUCUGAUGAAUUGAUGGCUUUUAAUGCCUGAAAACUUGAUGAUUUACAUU
Molecule: messenger RNA, 1371 nt
Organism: Raphanus sativus (radish)
Lineage: Eukaryota; Viridiplantae; Streptophyta; Magnoliopsida; Brassicales; Brassicaceae
Product: protein SCO1 homolog 1, mitochondrial
Exons: 6
Coding region: 74-1147 (357 amino acids)
Biological process (GO): mitochondrial respiratory chain complex IV assembly
Source: RefSeq, a predicted model, not a curated record